AUGGCGUCUGUCGAGGCUCUCUGGAGCCAUGUCAAGGCCGGGCUCGACGAGAAACAAGCCUCUGUUGCCGUCGCCGCCAUGAUCACGUUUCUCGUCCUUGUCUUCACGACCAGAGCAAUCACUGGAAGUCCAGCAACAGUCGACGCAAGCGGAAAACACAAGAUCCCGCCCUCCCCGAGCUACUGGAUCCCCUUCAUCGGACAUGCUUUAUCCAUGGCUAGCGCUGGCUUUCUGCCCAGCCUGAGAGAUCGGUUCUCAGAGGGCAUCUUCACUUUGAAAAUGGCCGGCAAGAUGCAUCACUUCAUAUACAAGCCUUCGCUGGCUGCGGCGCUGUUCAACCUGCACCGCCCUGCUGCCGAAGAGCAAAUGCUCGCGAACCGCCUCCUCACCUCAACUUUUGGCGUGAGCAAGAAAGACGCAGCCAUCUACAACAGCAUCUUCCCAGAGGCCCUGGCUCUCUAUAAGCACCUCAGCUCCGAGCCGGGGCUGAGCGAGGUGACCAACGCAGCUGUGUCGCAAGUCAAGCAGACCAUCAACAGCUUUGUCACGUUCAGCCCGAACCCAAUGGACCAGACCGAGUGGGAGAGGAUGGCCGAUGUCGACGUGAUUGAGGAGAGCGGCCCCGACGGCCCCAUUACCCAGGUCGACUUGAUGGAGCUGACGAGGAACUAUGUUGCAACAACAGCAAUUCCGGGCAUCUACGGCACCGACUUUGUUGAAAACUUUCCCGAGCUGUGGAAGUGGAUGUGGAUAUACAACGAGGCAUUUGUCCUGAUGGCCACCGGCGUCCCGGCAUGGGUUCCAUGGCCGCGGCUUCAGCGUGGAAAGCUGGCCCGGAGACGCCUCCUGGGAUAUCUGUACGAGUUCAACGAGGCCAUGGAGCAGCACAUGGACGGGCAGGAAACCGACCCCAAGUGGCAGAACCUCGAAAAUGUCAGCGAGCUGGUCAGGAGCAGGAUUGCGCUCUUCCGAAAGCACGGCGUGUCGCUCGCCGGUCGUGCGUCCUUUGACCUGGCGCUGCUGUGGGCUUCGGUUGCGAAUUCCAACCCGCUUAUUCCAUGGAUGCUCUAUGAACUGUACAGAGACCCUGUGCUUCUGGAGCAGGUUCGAGAAGAGAUUGCGCCGUAUGUCAGGGCCGUCCAGCCAAAGAAUGAGUUUGGAGAUGCCGUCUGGGUGCCGCCGGUGCUGGAAGACGCGGACAUUGACGGGCUGAUAACCAAAUGCCCUCUUCUCAAGGCCUCGUACAUUGAGACGCUGAGGGUAUACUCUUGCGGAUGGGCGAUGAAGCUGAUGUAUAGCGACACGGUGCUGGAAGGCAAAGGCAAAGGAGGAGAGUCAUACUUGUUGAAGAAGGGAUCCUACGUCCAUGUCCCUCAAGAGCUGCACCAGUCUGAUCCAGCGUACUUUCCCAAUCCAACUGAAUGGCAGGCUGAGCGACAUAUUCGGGAGACAGUGGAUGACAGCGGCAACAAAGUGCUGACGGCAGAGCUUGGGACAAUGAGGCCAUAUGGUGGCGGCCUGAAGAUGUGCAAGGGAAGGCAAUUUGCGCUGCGAGAGAUGCUGCUGUAUACAGCCGCCAUCAUCACCUUUUAUGAUAUGCAGCCUCCCAAGGGGGGGCCAUGGCCUGUUCCCCGGACAAGGAAACUGGUUGCAAACAAGCACCCGAAAAAGCCGCUCAAGGUCUGGAUCAAGAGGAGAAAGCUGCCAGCGGAGGGCGAGGCAAGAUGA
Messenger RNA from Trichoderma reesei QM6a, 1728 nucleotides. RefSeq lists its product as uncharacterized. The transcript is spliced from 2 exons. Gene Ontology annotation, molecular function: monooxygenase activity; oxidoreductase activity, acting on paired donors, with incorporation or reduction of molecular oxygen; heme binding. The record is from RefSeq and is a predicted model, not a curated record. NCBI's taxonomy places the organism in Eukaryota, Fungi, Ascomycota, Sordariomycetes, Hypocreales, Hypocreaceae. Bases 1 to 1728 code for a protein of 575 amino acids.